Molecule: messenger RNA, 1819 nt
Organism: Trematosphaeria pertusa
Lineage: Eukaryota; Fungi; Ascomycota; Dothideomycetes; Pleosporales; Trematosphaeriaceae
Product: DNase I-like protein
Exons: 2
Coding region: 307-1602 (431 amino acids)
Biological process (GO): phosphatidylinositol dephosphorylation
Molecular function (GO): phosphatidylinositol-4,5-bisphosphate 5-phosphatase activity
Source: RefSeq, a predicted model, not a curated record
CAGCUCGCGGCUGGCAACAAGGGAGCUUUGUCGAGCUUUGGUUCGCCAAAGAUGUUCAAGAGCAACGCCUGCCCGCAUCCACGUCUCCUCUUUUCAUCAGCCAUCGUCACAGAAACCUGUCCCACCUCCCAAGAAUUUGUGGAGUUCCGUUUGAUCCGGCGCCUCUCGCCUGGAACACCGUCCCAGCUCCCACGGGCCUAAUUUUCCUCACGACACCUGCACCACACUGAAAUUGUCGAAAAUAUCUGCAGUGCAUGCGGUUGGUUUUGUCUUCUAGACCCUCUCCUCGCUUUGGAAACACUCACGAUGCCAAUCCAGAGCUACCUUCUGACAUUCAAUUGUGCACGUAACCUCGUCAGCCCCGACACGCUCGCACCUUCUCUCUUCGACGCCCUGCCGAACGCCGCUUCCGUGCCCGACGUCGUCGCCAUCUCCUUGCAGGAAGUCGCGCCCAUCGCCUACUCCUUCCUCGGGGGCUCGUACCUGAAGCCCUACUUCGAUCGCGUCUCUACAACGGUCCAUUUGGCGGCCCAUCUCCGCAGCCAUGGCAGCGAGCGGCUCGAACAUAUCGCGACGCGGAGUCUGGGGAUGACGGCUCUCAUGAUAUUUGCCAGGCCGCGAUUCGCCGAGAGGAUACGAUGGAUACAAGCGGCAGGAGCAGGCGUCGGCUUCUGGAACAUGGGCAACAAGGGAGCAGUGGCUCUGCGGCUUGGGGUCUCGUGUCCAGACUCGGAUGAUACGCUCAACCUGAGCUUUACCGCAGCACAUCUGGCGCCCAUGGAGUGGGACUGCGAAGGGAGGAACAAGGACUGGGAGAACAUUGUGCGGAACAUGGUCUUCCUCAACAACGAUACGUCGGGCUACACCUCCAGCGAAGAAGUGCCUCUCCUCGCUUCCGCCUUAGACCCGCCAGCGGACAAUAAUGGCUUGUUCUUUCCAGGCAGCCAUCUAUUCCUCGCAGGGGACCUCAAUUACCGGACGUACGACACUCCUCCCGGGCCGGAGGCCUACGAAUCUUAUCCACAGCCAGUGGCAUCCGAAUCUUCUGCCGCACACUUUUCUCAUCUGCUAAAGAAGGAUCAAUUGACUCGAGAAAGGGAAGCAAAUCGGACGCUCCACGGCCUCCAAGAGGUCCCUAUCGACUUCCCACCAACCUACAAGUACUCGAUGCGGAGGCAACAUCGGGAGCACAAACGUUCGUCGUCAGACGUCCAGGAGAAGUACGAAUGGGCAAAGCAUCGGUACCCGAGCUGGUGCGACCGAAUCUUGUACCUGCCAGCACCCCCUUCAUCGCCGAGACUUGAGCCGCAACUAUACACAGCUCUUCCUGUGCAACCUACCUCUGACCACCGACCCGUUGUGUUGUCAUUGCGAGUCGACGAUAGGCCCCUUCCUCAGGACGCGGAAGACAUUCGGUCAAGACCCCCGUUUCCUAUAAAUCCCGAUUGGAGAGCUCGACGAGAUGCUGCCCGCAGGUGGGAGGUCAUCGUUGGUAUUCUGUCUUACCUCGCUCUGACCAAGAAGGGUAAUGCCAUUAUAGUGGCUGUUGGCGGAAUGACAUUCGCAGGCUGGUAUUUGGCGGCAUGGCUAAGUAGAGGAUAAAGGUAGUGUUCCGUACAGCCUUGGCAGAUGUUCGGGAUGCUUGUUCCUGCGCUCCCGGCUCUUCUCCGCUCACCGCACGAAAGGUGCCCAUGGAAUAUCGUACGCCAAGUCUGUCAUGCUGGAUAUCCGGAAGAAUAAUCGCAUACGCUUCCUUUUUCUGUAAUGCGUUCUUCCACUGCCGCGAUCGCCUGAUACUCGAAGCAUUGCCGAAGCAUCG